AUGCUACGCGCGCCUGCUACAUCCACCAAAACCGUAGAGCGUCCGUCCGACGUAGACGCGCUACGCAACAGCCGCGAAAACUUCGUUCGAACUUCGAAUUUUAGUGUCUUUCGGUUACCAUCAGCCAUGAGUAGUUCACGGUGUGUGGCGUUGUUGGCGCUGUGGUUGGUCGUGGCCACUGCUACGCCUGUGAGAAGGUCACCAGAUCUCGAAGCUAGACGCAGAAGUGCUAUUGACCGCAGUAUGAUCAGGUUUGGCAGAUCAUAUCCCCCAGAACCCUCAGCAGCUGAUAUCAGAGAGGCAUUUCAGCGACCAUCACGUAGAGGUAACAGUUUCCUCCGAUUCGGCCGUACUCAACCCUUGGCCCUCACAGCCGAUGACCUCGUUUCACUCCUAAAGGCUUACGAAGAAGACUAUGACAGCCCUAUUUCUAAGAGAUCUGCAGGCUUCGUACGAUUCGGCCGAGACCCCAGCUUCAUCCGAUUUGGACGAUCUGUUGAUGAGGAUAAACUCGGUUAUGAACAGAACUCCGAGUUGGUUGUCAGUGGAUAUCCCCAGAGGAAAAACCGUGCGAGGGAUCACUUUAUCAGACUCGGUAGGGACAGCGAAGAAGGUAAUGAGAACGAAUUUGAGGAGGACCAAGAGAGCAGAAAGAAGAGGUCUACGGAAGCAUGCCAUGAAUGUCAAUCGUAA
Arctia plantaginis is the source of this 693-nucleotide messenger RNA. Lineage: Eukaryota; Metazoa; Arthropoda; Insecta; Lepidoptera; Erebidae. The record is from the annotation of a GenBank genome assembly.